GUCCAGUAAGGAUCAUCUCUUAUUGAUCCAGUGUUAGUGCGUUACUACAGGAGACAGAUGUUCUCCAGUGCUCCGUGAAAAGAUCCGUCAACGCCUUUUCAACGGAAGACGUGCGCCUGCGUAUUAAAAUCCAGCAGAUAGUUUUCCCAUUAGCCUUUGCCGGUGUCAUCCGCCAUCUUGAAUAUUUUUCUUGAAACAAGCAAGAAAGAUAAAAGGUUGUAUUUUUUAAGAAACAUUUGCACAAAUUAAUCGGUUCCAGUUAUGGAGACUAUUAUUGAAAGACAGAGGAGGCAACACGAGGAAUGCGAGAGGCUGGAGAAUGCAAUGACUGAGGAAAUUUUGUGGAAGAAACAAACGCAAAAAGAGCAAAUUAAUUCAGACCACAGGGGAAGAGAGUUGCUGGAGAGAUAUUUGUCGUGCAGUGAUUCAUUAUUGACCUUGUAUGAGGAUAAAGAUGGAAUGAGAAAAGAGGAGGUUUCCGCACUCUCUGGCCCAAACGAAUUUGCUGAAUUUUACAGCAGACUGCGGUUAAUAAAAGAUUAUCACAGAAAAUAUCCUAAUGAGGUUGCAGAACCAAUGCAGAUGGAAUUUGUAAAGAUGAAAGAAAAUCGGGAGAAUCCAUCAGAAGACAUGCAAAAUCUUGUUGACUUCAGUGAUGAAGAAGGUUAUGGUAAAUACCUUGAUCUUCAUGAAGCUUAUGAUAAAUACAUCAACAUCAAAGGAAUUGAGAAACAAGACUACCUGACAUAUCUGGAGACCUUUGACAGACUCUUUGAUAUUCCUAAGGAGAAGAAAACUCACGAGUAUAAAAGAUAUAUCAUUUUUCUACUGGAUUAUCUCUAUGACUACUGUCAACGUGUUCAACCAUUGCUCGAUAUUGAGAAGGAAAUGAAAGAGACAGAAGAAGAAUUUGAAAACAAUUGGUCCCAAGGUUCUUUCCCUGGCUGGCCUAAAGAUACAGGCAGUGCUCUUGCACAAUCAGGCGCUCAUCUUGACCUAUCUGGCUUCUCUUCUGCUGAGGAACUGGCCUCGCUUGGUUUAGACAGACUCAAACAGGCACUACAAGCUCUUAAUUUAAAAUGUGGAGGAACUUUAGAAGAAAGAGCACAAAGAUUAUUUUAUACAAAAGGAAAAUCCUCUGAUGAUUUUGAACCUUCAUUGUUUGCGAAAUCAAAAGGCUCCAAGGGAAGGGAAAAUGUUGUUAAGCAAAAGGAAAUCGCUGCUUUGGAGAGUCAGGUUUAUAGACUGGUCGAAGUAGUUGGAGAACAAAGGGCAUCCACACGUGAUAAUGUUGUGAGAAAACAAGCAAGAACAACGGAUGAACUCGAGGACGAAGAAGGACACGAGGAGUACAAUGAAUCAGACUCGGAAGACGAGGAAACAGUUCUUUAUAAUCCCAAGAAUCUUCCCUUAGGAUGGGAUGGCAAGCCUAUUCCAUACUGGCUUUACAAACUUCACGGUCUCAACAUUUCAUACAGUUGUGAAAUUUGUGGCAACAUGAAGUACAGAGGGCCUAAGGCUUUUCAACGACACUUUGCGGAAUGGCGUCACGCUCAUAACAUGAGGUGUCUUGGGAUACCAAAUACCGCACAUUUCGCAAAUGUUACUCAAAUCACAGAUGCUCUUGCAUUAUGGGAAAAAUUAAAGGUUGUCAAAGCGAAAGAACGCUGGCUUCCAGACGUCGAGGAGGAGUUUGAAGAUUCGUCAGGCAAUGUUGUCAAUAGAAAAACAUUUGAAGAUCUGAGUCGGCAAGGAUUGCUCUGAGACCCAUUGCCCGUCUGUGUAGAUACCGUGGAUGAAUAUUCAACUCUCCUGUUUUUAUGAGCUACUUUGCAAUAUUCUGACGGGAUUUUGACGACUCAAUUCAUUCGGAAUAGUUAAGUUUGAUCCCCAUUAUCAUAGCUGUCAUCACUUCAUGUUAGUUUACAGCACGAACUGUCUUCUACAACUUCUUGAAAAGUUGUUGGGAGAACAACAACAGCAACCGCAACAACAGCUUGUUAAUAACAAUGCAAACAACAUUCAUAUAACACAAAUUCUACAGCAGAAUUUGUUACAGAUUGUAGGUCUUGUCUUUCCUUUACGUGCGAUACAUGCGUAACAAACUCUACAUAAAAAAAAUAUAUUCGCAUAUUUUGCGCA
Molecule: messenger RNA, 2142 nt
Organism: Dendronephthya gigantea
Lineage: Eukaryota; Metazoa; Cnidaria; Anthozoa; Malacalcyonacea; Nephtheidae
Product: splicing factor 3A subunit 3-like
Exons: 21
Coding region: 262-1764 (500 amino acids)
Biological process (GO): mRNA splicing, via spliceosome
Cellular component (GO): nucleus; spliceosomal complex
Molecular function (GO): zinc ion binding; RNA binding
Source: RefSeq, a predicted model, not a curated record